CAGGGAGCGCGCCCGGCGGCAGGGCUGAACCGCCCCCCCCAUCCCAGGAUGUUUACUUGGGAGUAGAAUUACAAGGCCGUAGGCCUGUGUGCUCCUUCACCUCCUGUCCUUUUGAAGCCACGUGUGCUCCCCGAAGCCCUGGACCAGAGCAUUGGUUGCUUGGUGUCUUCACCAAUCCUUGGUAUCAUCCACUUUCUUCGUUUUCGUCGAUCUGAUGUGACUCCCUGCCCUGCCCUGGACACUCCGAGCCAUGGCCGACACCAUCUUCGGCAGUGGGAAUGACCAGUGGGUUUGCCCCAAUGAUCGGCAGCUCGCCCUGCGAGCCAAGCUGCAGACGGGCUGGUCUGUGCACACCUACCAGACAGAGAAGCAGAGGAAGAGCCAGUGCCUCAGCCCUGCUGAGGUGGAGGCCAUCUUGCAGGUCAUCCAGAGGGCAGAGCGGCUGGAUGUCAUGGAGCAGCAGAGAAUCGGACGGCUGGUGGAGCGGUUGGAGACCAUGAGGCGGAACGUGAUGGGGAAUGGCCUUUCCCAGUGUCUGCUCUGUGGGGAGGUGCUAGGCUUCUUGGGCAGCUCAUCAGUGUUCUGCAAAGACUGCAGGAAGAAAGUCUGCACCAAAUGUGGGAUCGAGGCCUCCCCUGGCCAGAAGCGGCCUCUUUGGCUGUGUAAGAUCUGCAGCGAGCAGAGAGAGGUCUGGAAGAGGUCGGGGGCCUGGUUCUACAAAGGGCUCCCCAAGUACAUCCUGCCGCUGAAGACCCCUGGCCGGGCCGAUGACCCCCACUUCCGACCUCUGCCCAUGGAGCCCACCGAGCAAAAGCCCAGAAGCACUGAGACUAGUCGUGUCUACACGUGGGCCCGAGGGAGAGGGCCCUCCCAUGUCCUGCCCUCUGGCAGCCCCGUGAGCAGAGCAAGGGCUUCGUGGAAGGAUUUGAACAGAUUUACACACUGGGUGAUUCAAGUGGUUUCCAGUGACAGUGACAGUGACUCAGAUCUCAGUGCCUCUAGCCUGGAGGACAGACUUCUUCUGACAGGGGUCAGGGAGCCCACAGGUGCCAAGCCCUUCGGGGAAGCAGGUGGCAGCAUGGAGUCCCCCAAGAUGGGGCCCCCCCACCGGCCCAGCCCCCUCUCCGGGAGCCAGAGCAGCCUGGCCAGUGAGACUGGGACCAGCUCUGCAGACCCGCAGGGCACCUCACCCUGGCCAGACCCGAAGAGCCCCGGCAAAAGGCCUGCCUGGGCAAUUCCCCGUUGCUGACACGACCUCCGAAGGGCCCGCCUGCCUGCCCCAGCAGAGACAUGUUUGGUGCACGGAGCAGAUUUUGCAGUGGAGGAGUUCGAGAGAGAAAGCGAGCUGGGAGGGUCUGGUGAGCAGUCUGGAGCCCUCAGCUGGCCAGUCCUGUCGGACGUGACCUCCGACUCAACCAACCAGUGUUUGGGGGGCUGAGUCUCCUUCCCCCCACUCAGUGCCUUUCUGCCCCCUUCUUCCCUGGGAGCCCUCCUCCCUCCCCCCACCACAGCCAUCCCACUCAGCCCUGACCUUUAUUUAUUGCCCUUCCCUUGCACCCUCCCCCAGUCUACCUCCAUAUUCAUUUUAAGUUUGGUCUUGUCUUGGGGUGGGCCGGAAGGGCCUGCAGACCGGCCUUAUGGGGCCCUCCCAUAUGCACUGCAGCAGGCACUGGGCUGGGCUUUCUCCUAUUAAUGGAAGAAGAACCCAGCCCUGAACAUUGCCCUUCAAAGCUGAGCUUGGGCCCUAGAGAUGAGCAGUGGGUCCUAGAGGGUGCAGGGUGAGAGGCUUGCCCACCCUUCCGCCUCCCGAGGGCUCUGGAAGCAGGAGCAGCACCCUCCCUUGGCUCAAGAUUGGCUCAGGUGCUGCUGUCGAAUGCUGGCCCUUGCUUGGGUUUCUGGGGAGCCCUCUGAUGGCCUCCCCAGGUUCUGCUCAGUCUCUCUCCAGCUCGUGGAGCCUGGAAGGGCUCUGGGGGAUAUGGUGAAUUGCCUCAUUGAAGAGCAGUCUUCAGCUGCAUCCCCAGCUGGGGGACAAGUCUCCCCUAAGCCUUUAAAAUUCACUCCUCUUCAGUGGCUUCGGUUGGGCAUGAAAAAUAAUUUAGACGGUGAACAAAUGCUUCUGGAAAACCCUUCCCUGAAGACAGAGCUUGAGAGAGAGAAUGUGUGUGUGUGUGUGUGUCUGUGUGUGUGUGUGUGUGUGUGUGUGUGGUGGUGGUGGUGGUAUCCUCAUCUCUCCAUCCGGCCACUCUCCCACUGCCCUGUACUUCUGUUCCUUGAAGGGCCUUCUCUCCGGGCUCUCAAGCACCCACCAUUAGCUUUUUUGCCCUUGCCGCUGGCAGAUAGUAAAAAGACAUACUGUUUCUCUGUGACAAGUUAUGCUUCAAAAUUUGUAACAAUAAAGAUUAGAAUUUGCAUUGA
Molecule: messenger RNA, 2415 nt
Organism: Neogale vison (American mink)
Lineage: Eukaryota; Metazoa; Chordata; Mammalia; Carnivora; Mustelidae
Gene: RPH3AL
Product: rabphilin 3A like (without C2 domains)
Exons: 11
Coding region: 251-1249 (332 amino acids)
Biological process (GO): intracellular protein transport
Molecular function (GO): small GTPase binding
Source: RefSeq, a predicted model, not a curated record